AUGAGAUAUCAGUGCAGUGCAGUGUUACUUCAGGCGUGCCACUGAGUGAGUGAAUUUGCACCUACACACACUAUAGCGAGCACAUAUCAGCUCCUGAAGUCCAAAUUUUGCAACAAUGAUGUCCGAAUGGUCGCAGAACCAGCAGCAAGAGCCGUCGGCCUCGCAGCAGCAGCCGACGAACCCAUCGGGGGUGCCGGCUAGCCACGGCAUGGGCUCGACCUCCGGCGGCCUGUGGGGCAUCCACAUCGACAUCCACCACUUCAUCAGAACCAUCCCAGGCAUCCUGCGGCUGGUGCAGUUCCUCUUCGGCAUCAUCUGCAUCGCGUGCUCGGCGCCGGCCCAAAAAGCCGGCACGCACUGGUUCCUCUUUGUUGUAGUCAUCUCGUUUCUGCUCACCUUCCUCUGGAUCGUCGUCUACUUUUUCACCAUUAAGGACGUCUUCAAGUCCCUCCCGUGGAAUAUGAUUGAAAUGGGAUGUCACGGUGCAUUGUCGGUGCUCUACCUGACAGCCUUCAUCACGCAGCUGUCCAUUUGGUCUCCUCCCGUUCAGUCAGGGGCAGGCGCGAAUUUGGCAGCUGGCAGCUUCGGUCUCUUCAAUUUCAUCCUCUACUGCGCCAGCACAUACUUCGCUUUCGUCGAGUGGAAAGCAGAGCCGAUCAGAAGCUAAUUUUAUGCUCUCGUGAUAUUUUUUACUCAUCAUUUCCAUUGUUUUUGUGAUUCAUUUUUCAUUAAAAUCUAAUUUACAAUUAUUAUAA
Messenger RNA from Cloeon dipterum, 755 nucleotides. RefSeq names its product CKLF-like MARVEL transmembrane domain-containing protein 8. The coding region runs from base 116 to 667 and encodes 183 amino acids. The transcript has 3 exons. The record is from RefSeq and is a predicted model, not a curated record. Gene Ontology annotation, cellular component: membrane. Lineage: Eukaryota; Metazoa; Arthropoda; Insecta; Ephemeroptera; Baetidae.